GGCGGUAACGAUGAUUUCGUCUAUGUUUUUAGCACACGUUUCUCCUUGUCAUUUUAAUGUCACAUGUUACAUUACCGAUAUAUCAUAAAAUAACAUUGCGACAUUAAUAGUGGUUAGAAUUAAAACUAUCUUUGUGAAAUUAAGAAUAUAAUGUACAGUAGAACAGGAUACAUCUAAUGAGUCAUCAACUCAUCACAGAUCUUAUAAUUACAAAUAAAAUAAAGAAUUUCAUUUCCUUAUACAUAAUAUUUGUUCGUUAAUUUUACAAAUUCUCAUAUGAGAGAAUAAACAAUUGAUUGGGACGGUUAGUGACAGAAACAUGAGUGAAGAUGUAAAAUGCUCUCAAUAUAAUGUUAAACGAAAUAAAAAAUUGUCAGACGUUUUCCCUUUGCAAGCAUCUGGACGAUCUCAGUCUAUCAAAGAAAGUAAUGUGACGCAUACGAUAUCUAAGGAACAAGAUUACUUGAAUGAAAAAAAUAUUUUUAAUAUAUUCCAUUUUCUGCUCUCUCAUGUGAUCAUUCAUCAACCAGCAGAUCCUAUCCAAUACUUGUAUGAAUUGCUCGAUGAUUUUAUAUUAUUUAGAUCGGGGCUCAAAGAGCCACGAUUACUUUGGACAGAAAGGCAUCUUAAUGCGAUAUUCGAAAAUAUUCUCUUCCAUGAUUCGGAAUUUUUACCUUUGGAUGGUUAUAAAACUGCUAUGAAAACAAUGGGCGUGCGUUCUUACGAUCCAUGUCCAGAUCAGCUUGUCCGAGGAUAUGUAGAUCGGCAAACUUUUUAUACGGAAGCAUUGAACAGCAUGAAAAAUGAAUUGUUGCAUAUGGCGACCGAAACCAGUUGACGUACAUAGGCGUGAAACAAAAUUAGCUUAUAAUUCCUUUGCAUAUCGUAUACUUCAUCGCAGAGCGUAUAUAUUUUAUGUCUACUUAUUAUUAAAUAUAUACAGUGGUUCACGAAAAUAUUCGAACACUUACCAUGGAAAAUUUUUAUGAAUAUAUUAAUUAAUAGAAAUUUUUUAUAUAUAUUACGUGUGUUAUACAAAACAUUUUGAAAUUUCAUUAGCAAUGUAUUGAGACUCGAUCUCCUGAUUAUAUACUAAUAAAAUUUGAAACAAAUUUAAAAAUAUGCAUACAAACUACAAAAUAUUUAGCGCAAAUAUACGUUUCUUAAAGGUCACAAAGAUAUUUAAACAAUCAAAUAUUCAUUAUAUUAAUAAACCUCGAUAUUUAGCGGAACCAUCUUUAACAUUAUUAUAUGUUUAAGAUGUUUGCAAUAAAUGUCUUGCAAUUUCUAUAUGUAUUUUCAUGUUGAUUUCAAUGUCCAAUGUAAAUAUAGUAAUAGUCGUAUCA
Messenger RNA from Bombus pascuorum, 1346 nucleotides. RefSeq lists its product as uncharacterized. The transcript is spliced from 5 exons. Bases 320 to 838 code for a protein of 172 amino acids. Lineage: Eukaryota; Metazoa; Arthropoda; Insecta; Hymenoptera; Apidae. The record is from RefSeq and is a predicted model, not a curated record.